GGUGGCAUGUUAUGUCUAGUGGAUACCAUUAAGAACCACUAAUGGUAAUGGUUUUAAUGGUUAACUGAUGGUUUGUAAUGGUAUUUGUAGUGGAAACCAUUAGAAUUUCUGUGAUGGUUUCUAUUGUUUUUUUCAGCAGGGGUCAGUGACUUUGGCAAAUACAUUUUUUUUAUUUUCUAAUGAGUGUUUUUUUUUUUUGUUAGAACUAAGGUAAAUAGUUUUUUGUUUGAGUCAACAAUUUGAAUUAUUGUGUAAUGUUUAUUUUUUAGCUUGUUUUGAAGGGUGCCAAUCAUUCUGAAGGACAGUAUACAUCACCUGUGAUUUUUGAAAAAUCGUUUGUAAAUAAUAAUAAUAAUAAUAAUAAUAAUAAUAAAUAGUAAUAACUGUUUUAAAAUAAAGCAGGUUAAAGUGGAUUUUAUCAGUAUAGCCCCUAUCUUUCUACACGCGUACACGCAGGAGCACACUAGCUUCCAAUAUGGCGGACUCGUACGUAAUAGCGUUGAGAUCCCUGCUGUCCAAUCACAGAGCGCAAUGUCGAAAGUAGGCAGAGCGCAGUCAGAACGCGUUGCGGUUUACUUCCGGGUGAGAACUCGUCCUCUGGGUGAAGUGCAACCAUGGGUAAUGUGUUGGCUGCCAGUUCUCCCAGUCCACCUCCACCAGUGCAAGCUGGGCCGGGGUUGCUUUCUGUGCCUGCUGGCUUCACCAUGCCGGCUGUCUCCCCGAUAUCUCCUGCUUCUUCUGGGCAACAGGAGAGCGAGCCGCCUCUACCCAACCCAGGUGCUUUUGAGGAGUUCCACCGGAAAUGUAAAGAGGUGUUUCCCAUGCAGAUGGAAGGAGUUCGGCUAACAGUCAACAAGGGCCUCAGCAGCUGUUUCCAGGUCAAUCACAACAUCAUGCUAAGCACCACGGGAGAUUCCAGUUACAGAUUUGGUGCUACAUAUGUAGGGACCAAGCAGACAGGACCUGCGGAGGCAUUUCCAGUUCUGGUGGGUGACAUGGACAACAGUGGCAGCCUCAAUGCGCAGAUUAUUCACCAAAUAAGCGACAGAGUGCGCUCCAAGCUGGCCUUCCAGACGCAGCAACAAAAGUUUGUCAACUGGCAAGGAGAUGUUGAGUUUAAAGGAGACGACUUCACUGCUACAAUUACUGUAGGAAACCCAGACAUGGUGGUAGGAUCAGGCAUUGUUAUAGCUCACUAUCUCCAGUCGAUCACGCCGUCCUUGGCACUGGGGGGAGAGCUGGUGUACCACCGCCGUCCUGGUGAAGAGGGAACAGUAAUGUCGUUGGCAGGAAGAUAUACAGGUUCUAAUUUUAUUGCCACUCUGACCCUCGGAGGUGCUGGUGCACAUGCAUCAUAUUAUCACAAAGCCAACGAGCAGCUGCAGAUUGGGGUGGAGCUGGAAGCCAGGACUUGUAUGCAGGAAACAAGUGUAUUGUUUGGUUACCAGCUGGACAUCCCCAAGGCCAAUCUGCUCUUUAAAGGUUCUAUAGACAGUAACUGGGUAGUAGGAGCAACGCUGGAAAAAAAGCUGCUGCCUCUUCCCCUGUCUUUGGCGCUUUGUUCUUUCCUCAACCAUCGUAAAAACAAGUUCCAGUGUGGGUUCGGUGUGACCAUUGGAUGAGCCACCUGUUCCGAGUUGAAGUGAACAGGGGCUGAAAUUCAUACACUGAUGUUUUAGGAAUCAGCAACAUCUGGACACUCAUACAAAGUGCACCAUCAAUUUACCCUUUUUUUUUUUUAAUAUA
Molecule: messenger RNA, 1746 nt
Organism: Ictalurus furcatus (blue catfish)
Lineage: Eukaryota; Metazoa; Chordata; Actinopteri; Siluriformes; Ictaluridae
Gene: tomm40l
Product: translocase of outer mitochondrial membrane 40 homolog, like
Exons: 10
Coding region: 615-1622 (335 amino acids)
Biological process (GO): protein import into mitochondrial matrix
Cellular component (GO): mitochondrial outer membrane; mitochondrial outer membrane translocase complex
Molecular function (GO): transmembrane protein transporter activity
Source: RefSeq, a predicted model, not a curated record